AUGCCUGCAAAGGAGCGAAAUCAGAGCCCAACAACGCGUGUCCGCGCAGCUUCUGGCCCCAAAAACCAGCUUGCUGAAGAGCCUGCUGUGAGAGCCCCGUCAAAGUCGAAAUUGAUCCAUCAAGAGAAGCAGGCCAAUAUAACUCCUAAGCGUCCAGACACAGAUCGCCGUGCUAGCAGGGGCCAGCCUCGUGGACCUUCUCCGACUCAAGCAGAGCGGUCUGCAUCUGGGCGCAAUCAUCGUGCCGCUCUCCCUGCCUCCCAACGCACCAACAACGACAAGCAUACCCCCAGCCCGAAAAUUGACAGCGAGACCCUUCUUGCAUACAAAGCCAUGCGUGUGCCCUCAGAUGAACAGGGCCAGUUUGAUAUGGUUUCAAAGAUGCAGCUAGAAAUAAAACGCCUUGCCCGCGAACUCGAUGAGACCCGUGCGCAAAAGGUUACGGUUGAAGCAGGAAAAAACGAUCUGAUAGCGGAAAACGCACGCAUGAAGAAGGAGCUUAACGAUGUUCUAUCGAACCAGAAGUACAAAAAUCACACUAUUAAGAAGUUGGAAAGGGAGACAAUAGAGCUGAGGGCCCGACUGGAAACAGAAAGAAGCUCAUUUGUUUUGCGUCUUGCCGAAAAUAAUAGCAAGAAUAACACUCCUGGGUCUAGAGUAUCAAGUCACUCCCCACGCAGGCAGUCACCCAAGCCCUCUGCUAACGGCUCUCCAAAGGGUCCUAUAUGUGACAAGUGCAAGGAGAAAAUAAGAUCUGGUCAGUACCCCGCAGGCUCUGUCCCCUUACGAGCCGAGGACGGGUCCUUGGAGCCACAAGAGUAUAAGAUUCCGGAUCUGUAUCUAAGAGAGGACCCCUCCCGACCUGAGUCCCAAGAGUUUCAGGUUGCAGCACCAAACGUCCUUGUAUCUACGGAGAAAGACAACGCUUCAUGGAAAAAGGAGCUUGAACAUCUCCAGAAGGAGAAUAAGGCUCUCCGCGGGGAGCUUGAAGCAUUAACAGUCAUACAAAAUGACGGUCACAGUCACCUGGAUGUUAUACAGAAAAUGAACGACGAUUUGGAUAGGGUAUUAGAGGAACGCUCAACUCUCCAACAGGACGUCGCUUAUUGGAAAGCCCAGUGUGAGCUGGCCAAGGCACAGAAUGCCAACUGUGACGUUGACCAGCACGCAAGCGGAUGUAGCAGGGAGGAACUUCUUGCGUGCCAGGCGCUUAAUGCUGAGUACGAGAAGAAGCUUGCUGCGACUAGUGAGCGUCUCCGCCUUGCAGAAGAGCAGCUCAAGCCGUAUUUAGAGGCCAAGGGCCGUGAAAAGGCUCUUAUCGAGACCGUUACUUCUCUGCGUGCUCAGCUGCAAGAUAUGACCAAGCGUCUGUUGGCGUACGAGCAGAACAAAUCACCAAGGUCUGCUAGGGCUAAAUCUAACGAAAGCCUUAAAAAGGCCAACAAGCCGGCUGGCAAGAAGUAA
This is a messenger RNA of Giardia duodenalis, 1464 nucleotides long. RefSeq lists its product as uncharacterized. The transcript has a single exon. The record is from RefSeq and is a predicted model, not a curated record. NCBI's taxonomy places the organism in Eukaryota, Fornicata, Diplomonadida, Hexamitidae. Bases 1 to 1464 code for a protein of 487 amino acids.